AUGAAAAGGAUAAAGAAAUUGCGCACAUCGAUUUUUACGCUCCAGUCGUUCGCUGCUUUUUCAAAGGAGACCUGCACGUUUUUACCUCCUAUUUUCACCUGCAGUCUGAUUGUUGCUCUCGAAAAGCACACUUACAUCUACACACUCCCCUCCAUGACUCUCUUUUCCGUCUAUCCAACGUACUCCAACCCAAACGGCGUUUGCGACGUUCGCUUUGUCGAGAGCACUCCGGUCAUCGCCACCCUCGGCGAGAAGCGCGGAUCGAUUCGCCUUGUCGGAAAGCAGCCCGAAGUGAUUCUUUCUGCCCACGACAGUGCGAUUUCGUGCCUUGCACUCUCGGAGGAAGGCGAAUUGCUGGCUACAGCGUCGACACGCGGCUCGCUGAUUCGCGUUUUCGAUGUAAAAACGGCGCAUUGCAUUAGCUCCAUUCGUCGAGGUCAUCUCCACACAUCGAUUGUGAAUUUGGAGUGA
Molecule: messenger RNA, 471 nt
Organism: Blastocystis hominis
Lineage: Eukaryota; Bigyra; Opalinata; Blastocystidae
Exons: 2
Coding region: 1-471 (156 amino acids)
Biological process (GO): protein localization to phagophore assembly site; nucleophagy; protein lipidation
Cellular component (GO): extrinsic component of membrane; cytosol; phagophore assembly site membrane
Molecular function (GO): phosphatidylinositol-3-phosphate binding; phosphatidylinositol-3,5-bisphosphate binding; protein binding
Source: RefSeq, a predicted model, not a curated record